Molecule: messenger RNA, 1218 nt
Organism: Adineta steineri
Lineage: Eukaryota; Metazoa; Rotifera; Eurotatoria; Adinetida; Adinetidae
Source: the annotation of a GenBank genome assembly
AUGCCAGCAAACCAUGAUAUCGACACGAAAAAACCUAGUCGACUCUACAUCAUUUUGUUGUCUUUAUCUUUAGGUAUCAUCAUUUUCUUCACAAGUUUUAGUCAACAAACACGCACUAUCACAGUUCUUUCGCCAUCUCAAACAACAUUUUCGUACCUGCAAGAUCAACAAAAGUCAAGUCUCUCAUGUUUAUGUUCACAGGCCUCUAUUCAACAUGAUGUAUUCCUUUCGAUUUCACCUCGUUUACAUCAGGUAUGUUCUAGCGAUUUCGUUGCAGAACAAUGGUGGGGUUAUUUGUGGGGGCUAGAUGAUGUGAGCAGUUUUCGCGAUCUUCAACUUCUUAGCAUUCAGUUUCGUGUUCUUGCAUCACUAUGUUCAUUAGCACAGCAGUCUAUCGACAGUGACAAAAGUGCAUUCUUUACCAAUAAAUUAGUCACUCUAGAAUUAAUCUCAUUCAGCUCAUUUCAAGCUCAAAUUGAUUCUCUUACAGCUACAUUUAUUACUCAAACACCAGACAAAUUUCGCCGUACUCAAUCGUUCAUUUAUGAAACAUUUCGUGCAAACCAGCUGCUGGUUGUACCUGAAACAAAUUGGCAGUUAGCUUUCACAACUGCGGCGGAUAAUUACGUUGUUGCCACUGUGCCACGUAAUUCAUUUGGGAAUAAUUACUCAUGUAUUACAUCAUUAGAUAGCUUCUCACGACCAUUGUAUAUUGAUGGCAAUUAUAACACCACAGUAUUACCUGGUGUGGUGGCUAGUUGUUUACCAAUCGAUGGUAUUCGUCUGUCUACUCUAGAAUGUUUCUUUGAUCCAAAGUGUAUUCUUAACUUGACAAGCAUUGCAUCAAGACGCACUACUACUAUUUGGAUUGCCAACCCACUCAAUGCUUCAACACCCAGUAAUUAUUCUUCGAACACUCUCAUAGGCAACCUCGUUGAUAGUUUAUUCGUAGAAGAUUGGGGAAUUGUCAGUAAUUAUUCAAGCUACUUUGCUUCGUGUGCUCCAUAUUCGUGUUCAUACCAUUAUAUUGAUCACAAUACAAUACUCUAUAUAAUCACCACUGUGCUUGGACUGUAUGGUGGUCUGGUAGUGAUUCUUCAUUUUAUUGUAUGGCGUGGAUGGCGUAUGUAUCGAAAGAUCAUGGGGUGGAUACAAAUCGCUACUCGCUCAACAUCAACACAAGUUGUUCCGUUUCAGCCAACCAUCCAUAUCGAGUGA